This is a messenger RNA of Cordyceps militaris CM01, 636 nucleotides long. RefSeq names its product splicing factor U2AF 35 kDa subunit. Gene Ontology annotation, cellular component: spliceosomal complex; U2AF complex. The coding region runs from base 1 to 636 and encodes 211 amino acids. Gene Ontology annotation, biological process: mRNA splicing, via spliceosome. Lineage: Eukaryota; Fungi; Ascomycota; Sordariomycetes; Hypocreales; Cordycipitaceae. Gene Ontology annotation, molecular function: pre-mRNA 3'-splice site binding; metal ion binding. The record is from RefSeq and is a predicted model, not a curated record. The transcript is spliced from 2 exons.
AUGGCCAACUUUCUCGCCUCCAUCUUCGGCACGGAGCAGGACAAGGUCAACUGCUCCUUUUACUUCAAGAUUGGCGCGUGCCGGCACGGCGACCGGUGCUCGCGCAAGCACGUCAAGCCCUCGUACAGCCAGACGAUCCUGAUGCCCAACCUGUACCAGAACCCGGCCUACGACCAGAAGAAUGUCAACCGCAUGAACCCGUCGCAGCUGCAGAACCACUUUGACGCCUUUUACGAGGAUAUCUGGUGCGAGCUGUGCAAGUACGGCGAGCUGGAAGAGCUUGUUGUGUGUGACAAUAACAAUGAUCACCUCAUCGGCAAUGUCUAUGCUCGAUUCAAGUACGAAGACGCCUCGCAAAAGGCCUGCGACGAACUCAACGGUCGGUGGUACGCCGGCCGCCCCAUCUACUGCGAGCUGAGCCCCGUGACCGACUUUCGCGAGGCCUGCUGUCGCCUCAAUUCGGGCGAGGGCUGCAUGCGCGGCGGCUUCUGCAACUUUAUCCACCGCAAGAACCCCAGCGACGAGCUCGACCGCGACCUGACCCUGAGCACCAAAAAGUGGCUGCGCAGCCGCGGCCGCGACGAGAAGAGCGUGAGCCGCUCGCCCACGCCCGAGCCUACGAGGCGACGUUGGUAG